AACCCUGCAAUCAUAAUAAACUGAAGUAAAGAGGGAGGAGGGAACGUAGAGCAGCAAAGAAUAUAGAAACAUGGGGAGCGGCAAACCUAGUAAAGGUAAGAAGCAGAAGCGGUCAGAGGACAAGGGCGGCGGAGCUAGAAAGACCACCUCCUUCAAAAACCCUAACCGAAUACCUCUUGGUUCUAACAGAGCAAAGACGAAGAAGACCGAGGCAGAAACAGAUAAUGAGAAGAGCAACAGCAAAGAUAUUAAAGUUCAUCCUCUUCUUUCAAACCAUGCUACUGCUUCUCAGCAGCUUAGCUUCUUUCUGGAUCGUUUCCAAUCCGCCAAUGGCUUAAAGCUUUCUUCCCUCGAGCUGGAACCAAUCAAAGAUACAUGCAUGCUGGAGCUAUCUCAGGGCCUGGAGCAAGAUGCUGAAACAUUGAGCGAGCAUGUGAAGGCUGCUUUUGGAACGUCAUGGAAAGAAGUGCUCUAUGAAGGACAGAUUUUAGGGGGCAUUGAUCCUGGAAAUCCAGCAGUUAUUGUAAUCAGUACAUCUGCCAUAAGAUCAUUGGAGCUUCUCAGGGGUUUAAGGCCAUUGACUAAAGAAUGCUGUGGUGCAAAGCUAUUUGCAAAACAUAUGAAGGUGGAUGAUCAGGUUUCCUUGUUAAAGGGCCGUGUCAAUAUUGCUAGUGGUACACCAAGCAGGAUUAAGAAGUUGAUCGACAUGGAUGCAUUAGGGCUUUCCCGUUUGGCACUGAUUGUGCUUGACAUGCACACAGAUGCCAAGGGAUAUUCCUUGUUUACUCUUCCACAAGUCAGUGUUGAGUUCUGGGACCUAUAUAAAACUAAUUUUCACCAGCGAGUGGUCCAGGGUGAUUUACGUAUCUCUCUAUAUGGCCCAAUACCAAUAGGCACCAAGGUGACUACUGGAGUUCCUGAUGAAUGAGUCCAAGGUUGCCAAGGUACCAAUUUUGAGUACUGCUAUUUAUGUAUCAAUCCAUGUAACGCAGCUUACAUUUCCAUAAUGUUUUCUGUUCAAUCAAUUAUAUGUUUUAGGUUUUCACCAUUGCUGUUCAUGCUUAUGUCUUCAAUGUUAGAUAACUAUUAAAGGCUUGAGCCUUGAAGGUGGUGGUGAGGAUUUAUGAUGCAUUUACCUCAUUGGCUGCUGUUAAAGCCAAGUAAAAGGACACAGGCAAUGAGGUAAAUGCAUCAUAAAUCAUCACCAUUCCGCAAUCAA
Molecule: messenger RNA, 1219 nt
Organism: Telopea speciosissima
Lineage: Eukaryota; Viridiplantae; Streptophyta; Magnoliopsida; Proteales; Proteaceae
Product: protein CMSS1
Exons: 6
Coding region: 71-928 (285 amino acids)
Cellular component (GO): 90S preribosome; nucleus
Source: RefSeq, a predicted model, not a curated record